CUAAUGUCAGCGCUGUCAGUAUCAUGUGCGCAGUGCGACACCGCAUGUUGAUUAUUAUUUAAUUUGAAAUACAUAUAAAUAUUGUAUUACGCCCUAGACGCAAUAAAAUAAUAUACGCAAAAAAUCAAUAAGUGAAAAAAUAUACGAUGGCCUGUAAACUACACCGUGUUCGUUUUUAUAAUCCGAAACCAGAGCAAAUCAAUUGUGUAUCUUUUAAUACAAAAAGCAAACACUUAGCACUGGCAAGGCAGGAUGCGUCUAUUGAAGUAUGGGAUUUAAACUAUGCACCUUUUCUUCUUAAAUUCAAACCGGGUGAAGCAAAUACUUCUGUAGAAGCCCUGGGAUGGGUUAACCAUAGAUUACUCUCUACAGGCCUCGGAGGGGCUUUAUUAGAAUGGGAUAUGGAGAGUCUUUCAAUAAAAUUUACAAUGAUUCUAACUGGCUAUGCUGCAUGGUGUCUAGAUGUUAAUUCAAGUAAUACUCUAGUAGCAGUAGGAACUGAACAAGGCUAUAUUAAUUUAUAUUCAGUGGAAAAUGAUGAGAUUGUUUACAAAAAGAUUUUUGAUAAACAGGAGGGAAGGAUUUUGUGUUGCAAAUUUAAUAACACAGGCAGUGUAUUAGUAACAGGAUCUAUUGACACAAUCAGAGUGUGGAAUGUUGAAACCGGUCAAGCAACAUGUCGAAUGUCUGUUAGUAGAAAAGCAAAGGAAACUAUUGUCUGGUGUCUUGCUGUUCUGUCUGAUAAUACAGUCAUUUCAGGAGACAGUCUCGGAAGGCUUACUUUCUGGGAUGGUAACCUAGGAGAUCAGAUCGAGUCAUAUAAAUGCCACAAGUCUAAUAUAUUAUCAAUAGCAGUUUCUGAUGAUGAGAACAGCUUGUACUGCAGCGGAGUUGAUCCAAUUAUUAUGAAUUUUGUCAAAGUUAAUUGUAGUUCUGGAAAUCAAUCAAGUGCACAAUGGGUGAAAAAUGUGCAGAGAAAUAUACAUGAGCAUGAUGUGAGGGCUCUUGUAAUACAUGGUGAUAAGCUAAUAUCUGUAGGAGCAGAUGGUUAUUUAACUCUUUCAAGCUAUCCACCAAAAUGGGUGAUGAGAAUUCCUCCUAUGGUACCGGCACCAAGAUCAGCUGUUUGUCCUCAAAAGAAAUUACUAUUAUUAAGGUACAGCAACUAUCUUGAAGUUUGGAAACUUGGUUCCUAUGCAGUAAAUGACACUGGAAUUGUAGCAGUGGCAAAUUUGAAUCAGACCGUAAAACAAAGAGACCCUAAUAAUGAACUUGAAAAAGAUUCUGAAAUAAGUGCUUUAAAUAAAACAGAUUAUAAAACGGAAUUACAACAAACAAUAAAGAGUUUGAAACUAACAGAAGCACCGAUUAAACUUGUGUCGAUUCAAACAAAGGGCAAGAAGCAAUUAAAAUGCUUUGAACUCUCUCCAAGCGGGGAAUUAAUUGUAUACUCCACUGACAAUAACAUGACAUUGUUAAAAUUGGAAUGCGAUGAUGACCAAGCCAAUAUAUCAUUGACAAAAGUGUUAGUCAGUGGUCUUGAAUUUUGUGACCGCGUGGCCUUCACUGAGGAUUCUCGCAUGAUGGUCGCUUACAAGGAUGGAGAGUUGAAAGUGUUACAAGUGGACCCUGAAGCGGGCGCCACCGUAGUGCAGAACAUUCCUUGUGAAAAAUACCUCGGCUCGAAAUGUAUUUUACAUCUCCAUAUAUCAAAAGACACUCCAUCAAAAACGAUUUACCUAGCGGCGGCUGACACGCUGGGCGAUAUCACCAUAUGGAUAAAGAAGGACAAUAAAUUUAGAUUCUACGUCUCAUUGCCGAGAUACAGAUGCGUGCCGUCCGCCUUGACCUUCGACAACGAGGAAGAGAAACUCAUCGUAGUUUACGUCGAUCAAGAGCUGAUCGAGUACGACCUGGUGAACGCGAGAAUUUUGAAGAACUCGGUGACGGAGAGCGAGCCGUGGCGCGCGCGCACGGCGGCCGUCGUGGCGCUGUGCGCGCCGCCCGCGCGCCCCGCGCACCCCGCGCUGCUCGCGCGCGACGACAGCUCGCUGUGGCUGCUGCGCACCGACACCGCCGAGGUUGAUACCGAAGGACCGACACCAAAGAAAAUGACAAAAAAAAAGAAUCCGAUACAUCCUCACUCCCAAAUUAGAGUCAUUCCUUUGAAGUACUUGGCUGAUUUCCACUGGCUUGGAGACGACGAAGCUGUGACGAUAGAAAUUUUACCCGAAAAUAUUAUAUCCCAGCUGCCUCCCGUGAUAGCCACGAAGAGGCACAAUGUUUAAGCGGUGUUUAAUAUAUUUAAUAUAUAAGUGUUUAUUGUACUGCUAAACGUGUUUGAUUCAAUGUUUAUUUAUCUCUAGUCUGUGUGUAGUAUAUGAUAAAAUACCAAUUUUUAUUGAUAUAAUUAAACUUAAAAAUAAGUUAUCAAAUUAGACAACCUUUUUAAGAAUAAGAUUUUAUUAAAUGCAUGUAAUAAAAUAUACACAUAAUAUAAGGCCGCUGGGAGAAUGCCGUCCUGAGGUCCGUUUUUUAUGUUAGAGGUGGUAUACGGUCAGGUUUACCUGAUGCAAAGUGACUACAACCACCUAUGGACAUCUGGAACACGGGCAUGCAGGUGCAUUGCCGGCCUUUAAAGAAUGAGUAGGUUCUUUUUUUGAAAGUUCUUAAGUCAUAUCGGUCUGAAAAACCCCCGGCAAAAGUUGGUUCUUCUGGAACCAGUUGUGUAGUUGUGCGAGGCAGGAAAUGUCUUAAAAAUCCCACUGUUGAGGAUUUUCAUAAGGUGGUAUGUAGGGAAUUUAACACGAUGUCGGGCAGUGAAAUUAAGUGGCCAGAAUUAAUUCAAACAAUUCCUCGGAGCAUUCCCAGUGAAAGAUGCAAUAUCGCUGCGCAAAUCCAAGGGUUAAGUCGCUCGAAAAGAGCUUGCUCUUCGAUAAUUCGAGCCGUUCUACGUUGAUUGCGAUCAAAUGGAAGACGCUGGUAUUGGGGAGCACCCGCCUGGAGAUGACAGCAGUACUCUAUGUGAGGCCGAAUUUGCACCUUGUAGAGUUUUAGGCAUUGAGUCGACGUUAAGUACUGUUUCACCUUGUUGAGCACACCAAACUUUCAAUUUGGCUUGCCCUUCCAAUUGACUGCGGAACUAAACAACGCUCGAAAUUUUGACUCGAAAUGAGAGCUGACAGAAAUUCUUUAAGACAUCUUUAACAAGAGACUUUCCAAUGGAAGACGCGCUAAUUCUAACAAUGUGCUCCGACUUCGCCUUAUUAAUAACGUUUUUGAAGGACCAAGAGAUAGAGUUGUAUUCGUCGCUACAGCCCAGGCCUGGUCGCAAUAACCAAGGCUGGAUUUGUCGCAAAUGGGAACCGCCGAGUACGGAACUUUAUUCCGUAAUUAGUUCCAAGCCCUGAAGUACCACAUUGGUGGCCGAGUUAGCAACGGUAUCUAGAUCAUCUGACGAAAAGCAAAUUCGCCACCAUGCUGGUAAGUUGCAAAAAAGAACUCGAGUGAUGGGUUCCACUGUCAAACUUCAGGAACGCAUUCUCUCAGCUAUGAGAUUUUAGUAGAUUGUAUUGUCACUGUGCAAAACUUUAGCUUUACUUGUUUGAAUGGACCUGGUUUACAAUUCAGUUGCAGGGUUUAACCCAUAUAUAGCAGCUUAUGUUAGAUAUAAGCGUGUAAGUAUAAGGAAAUGCAUGGUUAGGUUAAAAAAAUAAUACCUUAACUUAUAUUUCAAGUAACUAUGAAACAAAUUCUAGUAGUACAUACUUACUAUCUAUGUUAGCACUAAUGUUAUAAUUAAUGGGAUGACGUCACUCACUGC
Molecule: messenger RNA, 3823 nt
Organism: Nymphalis io (European peacock)
Lineage: Eukaryota; Metazoa; Arthropoda; Insecta; Lepidoptera; Nymphalidae
Gene: l(3)72Dn
Product: U3 small nucleolar RNA-associated protein 4 homolog
Exons: 11
Coding region: 147-2288 (713 amino acids)
Biological process (GO): maturation of SSU-rRNA from tricistronic rRNA transcript (SSU-rRNA, 5.8S rRNA, LSU-rRNA)
Cellular component (GO): small-subunit processome; 90S preribosome; t-UTP complex
Molecular function (GO): protein binding; RNA binding
Source: RefSeq, a predicted model, not a curated record